GGGAGCGCGGCCGCCCGGGGGGAUGGCGGCCGCUCGCGCCAGUAGUGCCGCGCAGCCAUGUCGGGCCCGGCGCGUGCGCGCGCGUCUGUGAUCCUGCCCCUGGCGCUGCUGCUGCUGCACGCCCGCUCCAGCGACGCGGUGGUGUGCAAUUCAACAUGCGAUUGUUCCGGGCUGAAGGGCGACCGGGGCGACCCGGGUCCGCCCGGGUACCCGGGUAUGAUGGGGGAGUACGGCACGGAUGGCCCGGACGGGCGCGAGGGGCCGCCCGGUGAAUCCGGAUACAUUGGCGAGGCGGGAGAUUUCGGCGACAAGGGAGAACGGGGUGUCGAAGGACCUUAUGGACCCCGAGGACCAACUGGCCAGCAGGGGCCGCAAGGUUUGGAUGGUAUCCGUGGUCAGCCCGGUUUGGACGGAUGCAGCGGCGGGGACGGCACAAUGGGGCCUCCCGGUCUAAUGGGACCGCCCGGGAACAGAGGACAGCCAGGCCGGGACGGGGAGAGGGGAGACCAGGGACAGGCGGGUGACGGCGGCUCCAACUCCAGGGGCGCUAAGGGAGACCAGGGGGUGCCGGGGAUCCCCGGACAACAUGGGAUGCCUGGCCCUCAGGGAUGGGCCGGCGAUGAUGGUCUACAAGGGGAAACUGGGGAGGAGGGUCCUAUAGGUGUAAGAGGAGAACCGGGAUAUAGAGGAGACCCCGGUGAGGAUGUGGUGGGGCCGACUGGUCAGAAAGGUCAUCAAGGAGAGAUCGGAGAGCCGGGCCGCGUCACCAUCGUCACCGACAACGUUCGUCUUAAUUAUUCCACCAUCACAAAGGGUACCAAAGGAGAAAAAGGAUACAAAGGCGAACAAGGUGUUAAAGGAAGCAAAGGACCAACCGGCUCCACGGGUGCUCGGGGGGUCUACGGUUUACCUGGAUCACAAGGUUAUAAGGGUGACCAAGGAGACCUAGGUCCAAGAGGAAAGCCUGGCAGACGGGGAGGAGACGGUAGUGCUGGUCAAAAGGGAGAUAAAGGAAGCCCAGGUUACGCAGGCCCCGAUGGUAAAGACGGACUUCCGGGUGAUAGAGGAGAAGAUGGCAGAGCAGGAAACCCUGGGCCUCAAGGACCGGUAGGAGACCCAGGAAUAUACGAUGAACGAUUAAAUGUCCCUCCUAGACCUGGUUCCAUGGGACCUCAAGGUCCAAUCGGGCCGGUGGGAGCAGAUGGAGCCCCAGGACUACGCGGCGAAGACGGUCUUCCUGGAGUUAUGGGACCCCCUGGGGCACCUGGAAGAAAAGGAUUUCCUGGUCUAUCUGGUCCACCUGGACGAUCACCCAAAGGAGAGCCCGGUGACCGCGGUUACAAAGGCGAAACCGGUCCGCGAGGACUCACUGGUUUCAGAGGCGUAGAUGGUGAAGUAGGGUUAAAAGGCUUUAAGGGUAAUACAGUCAUUGGUCCGCCUGGUGAAGAUGGUGAACCUGGAACAGAUGGUUUCAACGGACCCACCGGUGACCGAGGAGCUGAAGGAGCACCGGGACCAGCAGGGUUCCCUGGUAGAGGAGUGACAGGAGCCGGGCCGCCGGGAGAAGAGGGUCAGAGAGGGCGGCCUGGAUGGGCUGGUGACCCAGGAUUCCCUGGUCGACCUGGCGUUCACGGAAGAAAGGGAGAUCGCGGUGACGACUGUCCCUUCUGUCCUUCAGGUGCACCAGGGCUUAAGGGUCAAAAAGGUGAUUCCGGUUUUCACGGAUUUAGAGGAAGCCCAGGAUUUCCAGGACAACAAGGAUUCCGUGGUCGAAAGGGAGAACAUGGGCACAAUGGCAACCCUGGAGUGCCUGGGUUUAAGGGAGAAAAGGGCCAAUCGGGAGGAUCCGGACCACCCGGCAGACGUGGAGCCCCGGGAAUACUUAAACUGCCUGCCGAGUCGUUGAUUCGAGCUGAAAAGGGAGACCCUGGAGAUAUGGGUUUCCCUGGUGAGAUUGGCAUUCAGGGUGACCCAGGCUGGCCGGGUUUCCCCGGCGACUAUGGUCCCCAAGGAGUCAGGGGCCUUAUGGGUGACUUUGGCCUCCAAGGUUUCCCUGGACGCAACGGCACACGAGGUAGAGACGGCGCGCCCGGAUUUCCCGGUGAACCAGCUGAUGUUCCGAUACAAUUCCUAUUAGGCCCGAAAGGAGACACUGGUCCUAAGGGUGAGGUUGGAGAGCCCGGUGAACCCGGUCUCCCAGGAGAAACAGGAGAGGCCCUUGGAGGAUUCAACAUUAACGCUAAGGGUAACAAAGGCUACCCUGGCACUUAUGGACGUAAAGGUUUUCCUGGACGUAAGGGAGAGAAGGGUAACAUGGGUUACGAUGGAUUCCCUGGUAUCAAGGGUGAUCUAGGUCUAGUAGGAUUCAGAGGUACUCAAGGUCAGCCAGGAUUUAAGGGAUUCCUGGGUGAAAAGGGAGAUCUCGGUCCAUACGGAGAGCCAGGUCGCACCGGCCCCCAGGGUCCUCCAGGAUUCUCAGCGAGCAAAGGCAAGAAAGGAUCACGUGGUGAAUUUGGAUACUCUCGCAUAUUUGGAGAAAAGGGUGUUGAUGGUUUUACCGGACCCCGAGGAGACGUAGGUGAGCGCGGCUACCCCGGUAUUCCAGGACGGCCCGGGAAUUUCGGACCGAAGGGACAGCCCGGGUUCCCUGGAGAUGUUGGUCCAGAUGGAGUACAAGGACCUCCGGGUCGUAAAGGAAUACAAGGAAUAGCUAUCCAGGGCGCUCCGGGAAUGCCUGGACACCCAGGAUUGCAAGGUACUGUCGGACCUAUUGGAGAACCCGGUUUACAAGGAUACCACGGGGACGAAGGAAUGAUCGGUCCCAAAGGAACUAAAGGCGAAAACGGACGUUUCGGGCGGCGAGGUCGGAUAGGUGACACUGGUCCUAUAGGAUUUACCGGAUUCCCUGGAUUGAUGGGAAGACCUGGUUUGCCAGGCCAGCCCGGCGACCAAGGAGAGAUUGGAGCCGCUGGAUAUCCUGGAAUGCCUGGACGGUUGGGUGCUCGCGGACCAUUUGGCCUAAAAGGUGAACGCGGAGAUAAGGGGGUUACGGGAAGACCUGGCGUUUUCGGUUUUAACGGUGUCAAAGGAAUUAAGGGUGAUGAAGGAUUUAUGGGCCCACAGGGAAUGCGAGGCGAUGACUCGUUUAGUGGUAUGAAAGGAGAUGGUGGGGAACCAGGAGAAGAAGGAGCCCCUGGAUUACCAGGAUAUCCGGGAUUAAAGGGACUCAAAGGAGAGCAAGGUAUCCCAGGUUUGAGUCUGGAAGGAAACAUAGGUAUCAAAGGAAUUCAAGGAAACCAGGGUAUGUCCGGACGACCAGGACUUAAAGGAAGGAAAGGUUUUAUGGGCGACUUUGGAAUCUCUGGCGAAGUGGGAGAUUUCGGAGAUCAAGGAUUUACUGGACUUCCGGGACGUCCUGGUUUUAAUGGUGUCAAUGGAUUCAAGGGUGAACGCGGCGACAAUGGAUAUCCGGGUGGCCCAGGUGAAAAGGGAGAUCAAGGUAUGUCAGGAGAACCAGGAUACAUAGGAAAGAUAGGCCUACCUGGAGAUGAAGGAUUCCAGGGUCCAUUUGGUCCACAAGGUGAUAUGGGAAUAAAGGGAGAAAGAGGUGCACCGGGACCUACUUCUCACAUGAUCGGUACCAAGGGUGAUAUGGGUGAUGUUGGUAUGGAGGGACUACCUGGUGAAAAAGGUGAACAAGGAGAAACUGGCUUCAUUGGUUCUACUGGUUUUAAGGGACAGCGAGGCGAUAAAGGUUAUGCUGGAGUUUACGGUGAUGCUGGUAUUCCUGGACGUAAAGGAUUCGUGGGAGAUGUGGGUCCGCCUGGCAUACCUGGUAUGGACGGCAUUUAUGCAGAACAAGGCGAACAUGGUAUACCUGGCCGCGAUGGUCUACCGGGAUGGCCAGGACCCAUGGGACCCAAGGGCGCGCCAGGAGAAUACGGUACAGACGGUGAGCCGGGCCCACCCGGUAUACCUGGUUUAAGUUUCCAAGGACCAAAGGGAAUGCCCGGUAUGAACGGGAUUACAGGAAGACGUGGUAAUCCUGGAAUACCCGGUGUCAACGGAAUGGAAGGAAUCCCUGGAUUCCAAGGCGUUAAAGGAGAACCUGGAGAGCCUGGCAUUGCUAUAAGCAUCAAGGGCGAACGCGGAGACGUAGGUUAUGAGGGCAUGGCUGGUUUCCCGGGACUCAAAGGAGAGGCUGGCGACCACGGACGUGAUGGUUAUGCCGGUCGCCCAGGGCCGCCUGGAAUCAAAGGUUUCCAAGGUGACGAAGGAGAACCAGGUCCACCGGGUUAUCCAGGUAUAAAAGGAUACAAAGGAGACCGAGGAGAAGCUAUCUAUCCCAACGAUAUUUUGCCCGGAGAGCGAGGCGACCUUGGCUACGAAGGUGAGCCCGGCAUGCCUGGUGCGGACGGCAUCCCAGGUGCCUUUGGACGUAACGGCAUUCCCGGAGUUAAGGGAGAAAUGGGAGACAUGGGCCUACCAGGCUACCCAGGCCCUCCAGGACCGUAUGGGCAGCAAGGAAUCAAAGGAGAAGUUGGUCUUGAGGGGUACGAGGGAAGAAGAGGUCCAGCGGGAUUCCCCGGAUUACCGGCCCCGCCCCCACCACCGCCUAAAUCUAGAGGAUUUUACUUCACCGUGCAUUCACAAAGUAGCAUGAUACCGCAAUGUCCCUCAGGAACACUACCUCUUUGGGAUGGAUUCUCACUGAUGCACAUUGUUGCCAAUGCAAAGGCACAUGGACAAGACUUAGGUGCACCCGGAAGUUGUCUACGAAGAUUUUCAACGAUGCCUUACAUGUUCUGCAACUUGAACGAUGUCUGUGAUUUCGCUCAACGAGAAGAUUACAGCUUCUGGCUGUCUACUCCUGAGCCCAUGCCUAUGGCUAUGACUCCUAUUCAAGCAGAAAACGUCGGCAAUUACAUAUCUAGGUGCCAAGUUUGCGAAUCCCCUACACGAACGAUAGCUAUUCACAGCCAAAGCAACGACAUUCCUGUGUGUCCGAACGGCUGGGAGGAGAUGUGGACUGGAUACUCAUUCUUGAUGAGCACGGCCGGUGCGGACGCGGCGGGACAGUCGCUGAUCUCGCCCGGGUCCUGUCUGCGCGACUUCAGGACGCGGCCCUUCAUCGAGUGCAACGGGCUCGGCCGCUGCAACUACUUCGCCACCGCCAUCUCCUUCUGGCUCUCCACCAUCGACGACAACGAGAUGUUCCAGAAGCCGCGGCAACAGACCUUGAAGUCUGAUCUCGUCUCUAAAGUCAGCAGAUGUUCGGUGUGCAUGCGCCGCCGGCCGACCGGCACGGUGGUGCAGCCGGACGUGAGCUCGGUGCCCAAGGCGGUGCGGCGGCCCCCGGACGGCCGGCGACCCUACGCGCGCUUCCCGUACGCGCGCCGCGCCGGCGGACGCCUCGGCCGCAUAGGCCGGCGUCGCCAAGUCAACAACUCAUAAGAUACACUCACUGAACAAAAUCCGUAAUCAUAAGUUGCUGGACUCUUUAGCUGUUGAGCUGUUUUGUAAGGUCGUGUGGAUAAUAGUAGUUAUGUGAGUACGAAUGGCCGGUUUCGAUAUCCUGUCUACAUGGCUUGGUUUUUAAUGUCAUAUUAUUGAUAGAUAGGUAAUAAAAUCUGACAAGAAUAUCCUAUGAUCAUACAAGAAAGAAGUAGAGUUUCGGUGGGCAACAACAAGGCUGAAGUCAGUAUGGAUUUAUUUACCUACUGGUGCUCUCACCGAAGCUUACAUUUAAAUUAUAGUGACUUCUACUUAUUACUAUAAACAAGCAAUAAUUUGUGAAGUGAUAUAGAUAGGAAAUUAUUUUUAAUUUAGGAUUUAAUUAACUGCAGUCAACUCUAAUCUUAACAUUGCAGCCUUUUCUGUUUAUUAAAGUUAAGUAGGUACAAGUAUCAUUGAAAAACUUAUUUACGUUUCAAUUAAGUGGAAAUAGUAUUUAAAAUAAUACCAUGUCAUAAUUAAUAUUUAUAAGGUGUAUUAGGAAUAAUU
Plutella xylostella (diamondback moth) is the source of this 6003-nucleotide messenger RNA. It is a transcript of the gene vkg, whose product is annotated as Collagen alpha-1(IV) chain viking. NCBI's taxonomy places the organism in Eukaryota, Metazoa, Arthropoda, Insecta, Lepidoptera, Plutellidae. The record is from RefSeq and is a predicted model, not a curated record. Gene Ontology annotation, cellular component: collagen trimer. Gene Ontology annotation, molecular function: extracellular matrix structural constituent.